AUGCAGCCUCUACAGACCUACCAGGUUGUCAGACCCUUCAAACUAAGGAAGAGUUUUGCGACCAGAGUUGAAGAAGUGGCCAGCAUUCGAGGGAAAUUCCCAACAAAAAUCCCUGUAAUUGUUGAAAGAUACCAAAGAGAAAAAUACCUCCCACUGUUGGACAAAACAAAGUUUCUUGUACCUCAAGAGUUGACCAUGACGCAGUUUAUAACCAUCAUUAGGAGCCGAAUGGCGCUGAGUAAUACCCAAGCUUUCUACUUGCUAGUAAAUAACAGGAGUUUAGCCAGCAUGUCUCUAACUCUGGCUGAAGUAUACCGAAUUUAUAAAGAUGAAGAUGGUUUUCUGUACAUGACCUAUGCUUCCCAGGAAAUGUUUGGAGGCUUCUUAACUAUUGGCAACUUUAAGGAAUGUCUCCUAAAAACAUAA
Messenger RNA from Anolis sagrei ordinatus, 426 nucleotides. RefSeq names its product microtubule associated protein 1 light chain 3 gamma (gene MAP1LC3C). Gene Ontology annotation, molecular function: ubiquitin protein ligase binding. Gene Ontology annotation, cellular component: autophagosome membrane; autophagosome; cytosol. Lineage: Eukaryota; Metazoa; Chordata; Lepidosauria; Squamata; Anolidae. The record is from RefSeq and is a predicted model, not a curated record. Gene Ontology annotation, biological process: autophagosome maturation; macroautophagy; autophagosome assembly.